Messenger RNA from Sinocyclocheilus anshuiensis, 432 nucleotides. Its product is annotated as coronin-2B-like. The record is from RefSeq and is a predicted model, not a curated record. The annotation marks the transcript as partial. NCBI's taxonomy places the organism in Eukaryota, Metazoa, Chordata, Actinopteri, Cypriniformes, Cyprinidae. The transcript has 3 exons. Gene Ontology annotation, molecular function: actin filament binding.
CCGGGGAGAAUAGACCCUCAUCACCCAAAGGUCUGCGGCCACCAGGGCAGCGUGAUGGACAUCAGAUGGAGUCCGUUCAUGGACAACAUCAUCGCGUCCAGCUCCGAGGACUGUACGGUGAGAAUCUGGCAGAUUCCUGACGGCGGUCUGAGGAGGAACAUGACCGAAGCUCUGAUGAUCCUGAUUGGUCACAGCCGGAGGGCGGGGCUUAUCGAGUGGCAUCCCACCUGCAGCGGCAUCCUGCUCAGCGCCGGAUACGACUGCAAGAUUCUGAUCUGGAACCUGGAGGAGGGCGUGGCUGUGAAGAUGAUUGACAGCCAUCCAGACGUCAUCCUCUGUAUGUCGUUCAACACCGAUGGAAGUUUACUGGCCACCAGCUGUAAGGAUAAAAAACUGCGCAUUAUUGAUCCACGUUCAGGGAAAGUUCUUCAG